Messenger RNA from Salvia miltiorrhiza (redroot sage), 2747 nucleotides. RefSeq names its product probable LRR receptor-like serine/threonine-protein kinase At5g45780. NCBI's taxonomy places the organism in Eukaryota, Viridiplantae, Streptophyta, Magnoliopsida, Lamiales, Lamiaceae. Gene Ontology annotation, molecular function: protein binding; ATP binding; protein kinase activity. The transcript has 11 exons. The record is from RefSeq and is a predicted model, not a curated record. Gene Ontology annotation, biological process: protein phosphorylation. Bases 547 to 2421 code for a protein of 624 amino acids.
AUAAGCCAGACAAAGAGGGAGAAAUUGCAAAAGAGAAAGAGCGAAGACUAUCGCCUUAAAUCUCGUAGAAUCCAUACGUUCAAGGAUAACAUCUGCAUCCCUCUAAAAGAAAGGGAUAAUCUGCAGACUGCAGCUAAUGCUCUAAAAAACAUAAUUAAUUGAAAAUAAAAUGUUUUAUAAUUUGACUCUGAUGUCUUGAGAAAUGUAUCACUGCAGCUGAAGACUUAGAAAUAGCAAAGACAAAACCAAAAGUGGGUGAAAAGAAACAAAAUUAGUUGGAUUAAAAGUUUGGAAAUUUCUAACUCUGUUUUACUAUAUGUGAACAGUAAUUGCAUGUCUUGUUAUUUGUUAGAGACCUGCAAAAAGGGGAAAUGGGAAGAAAGACUUCUGUGGUUUCUUCCCCUGUCUUCCUCAGCCAACUAUAUUGUUUUGUUUCAACCUCGUGAUUGCAUCUGACAAUAUUUUAUUGUCAGAGGUGUAAGAAGCCAAGAAUAUCAUUUUGAGCUUCCGAGUUUUUCUAUUUUCCCUUUCUUUCCUAGAGAGAUAAUGAGAGAAAUAGGGUUAGCAUUGUUGCUAACUAUUUUCUGGGCUAAUAGUGUUGUUUGCUCUUCCAGUCUUCUUUCACCUAAAGGUGUCAACUUUGAAGUUGCUGCUCUGAUGGGUAUGAAGAGAGAGAUGAGAGAUGAAAACCAUGUUCUUGAUGGAUGGGAUAUCAACUCUGUGGACCCUUGCACUUGGUACAUGGUUGGCUGCUCUGCAGAAAGCUUUGUCAUUUCUUUAGAAAUGCCUAGCAUGGGAUUAUCUGGAACACUUUCACCAAGUAUUGGGAACUUAACUCAUCUUCGCACAAUGUUAUUACAGAAUAAUCAGUUAUCAGGGAACAUUCCCUCCGAGAUUGGAAAGCUUUCCGAAUUACAAACUCUUGAUCUUUCUGGUAAUAAGUUCGAUGGUGGAAUUCCAGGCUCUCUGGGUCUUCUAGCUCGACUCAGCUACUUGAAACUUAGCAAAAACAAGUUAUCUGGACAAAUCCCUCGAGAUGUAGCCAACCUUACAGGUCUUUCUGUCUUGGACUUAUCGUUUAAUAACUUAAGCGGUCCUAUACCUAAGAUACUUGCUAAAGACUACAGUGUUGCAGGAAACGUCUUUCUAUGCUCUUCAAACUCACAAAUUUGUAUGGCUGCUCCGAAACCACUUAAUGAAACAACUUCGUAUCCAAACUUUAUCCGCCACCACCAACAUCAUCAUCAUCAUCAUCUAGUUGCAGCCGUCGUAGCUGGAGUCAGUUGCGCAUUUCUUGUUUCUAUCUUACUCCUCUUAUGUUGGGUGCACUUGUACAGGUCUCGCAUUCUCUACACAUCAUACGUGCAGCAAGACUACGAGUUCAAUAUUGGACAGUUGAAGCGUUUCUCACUGCGUGAGUUGCAAACAGCAACGAGCAACUUCAACCCUAAAAACGUACUCGGGCAAGGAGGAUUUGGAGUUGUAUACAGAGGCAUUCUUCCAAAUAAGACGGUGGUAGCAGUGAAAAGACUGAAAGACCCUAGCUUCACUGGGGAAGUGCAGUUUCAGACGGAAGUUGAGAUGAUAGGGUUGGCUCUGCAUCGAAACCUUCUCCGUUUAUAUGGCUUCUGCAUGACCACUGAGGAAAAACUACUCGUCUAUCCCUAUAUGCCUAAUGGCAGUGUUGCAGACCGUCUACGAGAUCCUGCGCAGGAGAAGCCGUCUCUCGAUUGGGGCAAGCGCAUGCACGUUGCUCUUGGAGCCUCUCGUGGCCUUCUAUACCUACACGAGCAAUGCAAUCCGAAAAUCAUCCACAGAGAUGUCAAAGCUGCAAACAUCUUGCUCGAUGAGAGUUUUGAAGCGGUUGUUGGAGAUUUCGGUCUAGCUAAGCUUUUAGAUCCUAGAGAUUCGCACGUGACCACUGCGGUCCGUGGCACUGUAGGGCAUAUCGCUCCAGAGUAUCUCUCGACCGGCCAAUCAUCGGACAAGACUGAUGUUUUCGGGUUUGGGAUACUGCUGCUCGAGCUGAUAACGGGGCAGAAAGCGUUGGAUGCUGCCAAUGCAUCCAACGGGCAGGUUCAGCGUGGAAUGAUCCUCGACUGGGUUAGAACUUUGUAUGCAGAGAAGAAACUCGAAGAGCUCAUAGACAAGAAUUUAAAGGGAUGUUUCGACUCAGACGAGCUGGAGAAGGCCGUGGAACUCGCCCUGCAGUGUACUCAGUCGCAUCCAGAUCUCAGGCCUAAAAUGUCGCAGGUCUUGAAGAUCUUGGAAGGGGUAAACGGGCAGUCGGAGCAGCCGGAGGCGCAGGGUGGCGUCGACCUUUGUCAAGGUCGAACGUUUAGCUUCUCGUUGAAUUUUAAUGAAACUUGCGAUGAAUCGUCGUUUGUUAUUGAGGCCAUUGAGCUUUCAGGCCCCAGAUAACGUUUGUUGUUAGGGAGAGUAUUGUGUGAGACUUGUCAAAAUAUAGAGUCAUUCUCAUAUUCGUUGGCAUAUUUGUAAUUAUAAAUAUCAACAAAAUGUCACUGAAAUAUGAGUUUAGAUGUAGAUCUUGACUGUCUCACAUUUUGCGUUGUUAUGGAGUAAUUCGUUUAGUAGGCUAUGUGACCCUUUGCCAGUCAUGCUGGAUUCAGACAGGUUUUGAAGCGUACUUGUAUUUUUCUUAAUUCCAAGACUGUUCAACUGUACACACCAGUUUUUGCAGCUUGCAAGUUGCAACAAUGUGUUUGAUUUUCUUCUACUCAAGAAAA